Molecule: messenger RNA, 798 nt
Organism: Talaromyces atroroseus
Lineage: Eukaryota; Fungi; Ascomycota; Eurotiomycetes; Eurotiales; Trichocomaceae
Exons: 5
Coding region: 1-798 (265 amino acids)
Molecular function (GO): dioxygenase activity
Source: RefSeq, a predicted model, not a curated record
AUGGGUCAAAGGCCAAUCCCCGCGAUCUCCAUGAGAGAUUUCGAGAACCGAAAGGAAGAAAUCGGACGGAAACUGGUUGAUGCAGCUGAGAAGAUUGGGUUCUUCACCCUCGUCGACCAUGUCCUUUCCGUGGAAGAGAUCGAGAAGCAGUUUGCUGUCUCUCAAAAAUACUUUGCGCAGCCCAUGGAGAAAAAGCGCGAGAUCCCCUAUGAUAACAAUACGAGUCUAGGAUACGAGAAGAAUUAUACUGUCUUGGCAAGGCUCUGGGUUUCCCUGAGAACUACUUCAAGGAAGCCAUGGAUGUAUCAAAGAACGAAUUGCACAAACCAACUUCGCAUGCUCUACUACCCCGAGGUCGAAAACUCGGCAGGUGGCUGGCGCCACGGAAACCACACUGAUAUUGGCUGUCUGACACUAGUCUUUCAGCGUGAUGGAGAGGACGGUCUGGAUGUUAUGCCAGGUCGCAAAACGCAUACUAGUGCCAUACACGGGGAUGACUUCUUCCUAAUUCCGGCUAAAAUGGGUCCUAUCGUGGUGAAUAUCGGUGACAUGCUAAUGGCGUGGUCUGACGACCGCUUUAAAGCCAACUGGCACAGGGUUCGUGCCAAGUCCGUGGGCUUCUCGCCGGCGCGAUACUCUCUUGGAUAUUUCAAUAUGGGCCGAGAGGACUUUGUGUUCCAGGGACCUCUGAAGAAAUACCCUGCCAUCACGUGCGGCGAAUACUUCCAUAACCACAUCAAGAAGCAGUUUGAGUUCUUCUUUGCCUGCCUCUGCAUGUCUAUUGAGUGGAAGAAUUAA